Solea solea (common sole) is the source of this 721-nucleotide messenger RNA. It is a transcript of the gene snx24, whose product is annotated as sorting nexin 24. The record is from RefSeq and is a predicted model, not a curated record. Bases 135 to 653 code for a protein of 172 amino acids. The transcript has 7 exons. Gene Ontology annotation, molecular function: phosphatidylinositol phosphate binding. Lineage: Eukaryota; Metazoa; Chordata; Actinopteri; Pleuronectiformes; Soleidae.
AGAUUUACAUCAGACAAGCAGAAGUAGGAGUCAAACACCAGCAGCAGCAGUAGCUUCAGUCAGAGUGUGAGUGUGUGUUUGUGUGAUAGAAGGAUAAAUCUUACUGUCUGUAUUUCGCGUUUUUGCGAGUCGAAAUGCAUCCGGUGAGUGUUUCGAUUCCGUCGUUUCGUUCUGAAAACAACUCAAUCGAGAAAGGAUUCACGGUCUUUAAAAUCGACGUGUUGAUGAACGGCAGACAACAUGCUGUCGAGAAACGCUACAGUGAAUUCCACACUUUACAUAAAAUGCUAAAGAAGAGUAUAAAGCCUCCUGAGAUGCCUUCUAAACAUGUUAGAAACUGGGUUCCCAAAGUCUUGGAGCAGAGGAGACAUGGUCUGGAGCUCUACCUGCAGGCUAUAAUUAUGGAAAAUGAGGUCCUUCCAAAGAUAUUCCUGGAUUUCCUGAAUAUCCGCCACUUUCCUUCGGUGCCAAAAACAGAAAGCUGCGGGUCGUUUGAUACAGAAUCAGAGGAAUCCAGUAAACUUUCCCACCAGCCUGUCAUGCUGUUUCUGCGAGACCCGUACCUGCUGCCAACCGCACACGACGCGUUUUCUAAUGUUGUGAUCGACGGUGUGGUGCAUGGAGUUUUCUAUCCCGACCUUCAUCCAAGGUAGAGCUGAAGAAGAAGAAGAAGAAGAGCUUCCUCUGCAAACAGAGGCUUCAUAUACAUAUAUAUAUAUAU